AUGACGGCCUUUCGUCCUGCUCACCAUCCGCCGCGCGGACGGAUUGCCUGGAUCAGCCCGAUCCUAGGUCUGCUGGUCAUUCUCUUCAUAUAUCUCACCCACCGAAACAUAUCGUCCUCAAUCGCAUUCCCGCAUAUAAAACAAAAUGCCGACACAAACUGUCCCAGCCUCCCUGGCAUGGAGGAUGUCUUCGUCGUCCUCAAAACAGGCGUCACCGAAGCCCGCGACAAAGUCCCCGUCCACCUCCAAACCACCCUCCGCUGCAUCCCACACUACAUCAUCUUCUCCGACUACAACGAAACGAUCAACAACGUGCAACUCCACGACGUCCUCGACAGCGUAACAGAGGACAUCAAACAAUCCAACCCGGACUUCAGCAUCUACAACCGCGUGCGCGCCGCCGGGCGCACAGCGCUUACCACCUCCGACAUGAACCCGGACACCAACACCGCGUUCGGCAAACCGAACAACCCGGGCUGGAAGCUGGACAAGUGGAAGUUCCUGCCGAUGAUCGAGGAGACGUUGAAGGCGCGUGACAACGCAAAAUGGUACGUCUUCAUGGAGGCCGACACGUAUUUCUUCUGGCCGAAUCUGCUGGCCUGGUUGGCGCAGUUGGAGCACCAGAGGCCGUAUUAUCUAGGGAAUCAGAUGCAGAUCGCCGAUGUGGUCUUUGCGCAUGGCGGGUCCGGGUUUGUGCUUUCCAAUCCGGCGAUGCGCGCAGCGGUUACGCUGCGGAGGUAUGAUUUGGAUGCGUGGGAUCGCGUGACAAGGGAUCAUUGGGCCGGCGAUUGUGUGUUGGGCAAGUUGAUGGCAGAUGCUGGCGUGGGCAUGCUCUGGGCCUGGCCGGUGUUGGUCUCGGGCCAGCCGAGCGAACUGGACUUUUUCUCCGAGGGGUAUCGCAAGAAGCUUGAGCAGAUUCGUGACCUCUGGGAGUUUGAGCGGAGGUGGUUUCGCGAGGGCAAUCGCAAGCCGGUCUUGUAUCGGGAUGUGUUUCGACAUAUGGUCCGGCCGAAGUUGGGAGGCACGGUCGCCGGCUGGGAUAAUCGCAUUGGCGAGACGCCGGGAGAAUCGAGUCUCAGCUUGGUGGAGUGCCGGGUGCUCUGCUAUCGCGAUGAUAAAUGUGUACAGUAUAGUUAUACGGAUGGGAAGUGUUGGACAUCCCAUGUCCCUGUGUUGGGCGCGCGGAAGGACGAGGUCGCCUCCGGCUGGAUCACGGAGAGAGUCGAUGCCCUGGUGGAAGAUAUGGGCUCCUGUCCUCAACCAAAGUGGAUUGUAAGCUAG
This is a messenger RNA of Aspergillus nomiae NRRL 13137, 1281 nucleotides long. RefSeq names its product glycosyltransferase family 31 protein. NCBI's taxonomy places the organism in Eukaryota, Fungi, Ascomycota, Eurotiomycetes, Eurotiales, Aspergillaceae. Gene Ontology annotation, cellular component: membrane. Bases 1 to 1281 code for a protein of 426 amino acids. The record is from RefSeq and is a predicted model, not a curated record. Gene Ontology annotation, molecular function: glycosyltransferase activity. The transcript has 2 exons.